Messenger RNA from Phanerochaete carnosa HHB-10118-sp, 2220 nucleotides. RefSeq lists its product as uncharacterized. Bases 329 to 2104 code for a protein of 591 amino acids. The record is from RefSeq and is a predicted model, not a curated record. The transcript has 7 exons. Gene Ontology annotation, molecular function: FAD binding. Lineage: Eukaryota; Fungi; Basidiomycota; Agaricomycetes; Polyporales; Phanerochaetaceae.
AGCUCGACGACGGGUAUUCACAUCUCGAUGGCAGCUUUCUCCAAGAUCCGCUACGAUCAACAAAAGCAGGUCGUCGAAAUUGGCUCCGGCUGCCUGUGGGAACAGGUAUAUAGCAAGCUCGCACCCACAGGGCGCAAUGUUGUCGGAGGGGCUUCGGCAGACGGUGUAGGUGUAGGCGGCUGGCUGAUUGGUGGAGGGUACUCGGUUGAAGAGCAACCGCCAUGGCCUUGGGAUCGAUAAUAUCAUCGAAUUCGAGAUCGUCACGCCCGACAGUCGUGUGCGCAUAGCUAACGCGGACAAGAACAGUGACCUAUUUCAAGCUUUGCGUAUGGCGGAUUUCUGCAAGAUCCGCUACGAUCCACGAAAGCAGGUCGUCGAAAUUGGCUCUGGCUGCCUUUGGGACCAAGUAUAUAGCAAACUCGCACCUACAGGACGCAACGUCGUUGGAGGGGCUUCGGCGGACGGCGUGGGUGUAGGUGGCUGGCUGCUUGGCGGAGGUUACUCCUUGAAGAGCAACCGUCACGGCCUUGGAAUUGACAGUGUCGUCGAAUUCGAGAUUGUCACGCCCGACGGCCGUGUGCGCACAGCUAACGCGGACAAGAACAGUGAUCUAUUUCAAGCUCUGCGCGGUGGAGGAAACAACUUCGGCAUUGUCACCAAGUUCACCCUCAGGACCUUUGCUCAAGAGGAAUCGACCUAUGGAUCUUACUUCUUGCUCAAAGGAGAACGCGCUGAAGAUUUCAAGAAUGCGAUGGUCGACUUCGUCGAGAAUGAGACGAGAAAAGAAGCUUGUGUCGUAGCUGCCUUCCGGCACGAGCUCGUUAGAGGCAAGGCCGAUCCCGAAUAUACUAUCUCCACCCUCUGUAUUUUCGAUGGCGAGAAGCCAAAGCGUGAACAAGACGUUCCCUUCCAAGCGUUUGCCCGUUUACAAGAGAACUCCGAAUCCUGGAAGGCAGACCCGGUGGGGUGGAAGCUUGGGAGAACACAUCUCUCAAUUGAUGACGACUCACUGGAGUACUACUCGCCGCAAGGGAAUUGGCUACCGGAUCGUCCAGGCGCUCCUCGAGCUGACGGUUGGACAUGCGACUCUCCGGAAGACGCACCUCCGGAGUACAACAACCUCUUCCCGAGACGCAGGGCUAAUCAGCGUAACAUGGACGAUAAUGAUUCAGUAGCAGCCACUGGGCACUUUCAUCAUAUGUCCUUCUACGAACUGCACGGUGUUCGUCCUGGGGGGCGUCGGGAAAAUCGUUACCCCGACACUUCUCGCGACUGUCAUACUCCCAACCGCCACCACUGCCACCACCACCAUCACCACCACCACAAUGACCACGGCUCCGACGACAACGGCUCUGGCUCUGGCUCCAGCGGUCGUGGUUCUGACUGCAGCACUAAUCACGGUGGCUCCAGCAACGGCAGUGACGAUGACGGCUCUGGCAACUCAGACAACGACGACGACAGUUCCGAAGACGACCCGGAAUACUUCGCGCAUACGGAUUCGAAGGCAGCCAUGACGGCGCGGUACGGCUCGCGGAUCAUGGUGACGAAGAAAGUGGACAAGAUGGGCGAACUGAGCGAACGAGGAAGGUUCGGCUGCCUCAUGAUAUCCAAGUACACCAAGGCUCUACUCGACAAAAUGGAAACGGAAGCGCAGGAGGUUGCGAGCUACCUCAAGACGAACCGCGGCCUGUCUGUCAUCAUAGACGCAUGGCCCGUGCACAAGGCCAUCUUCGACGACAGUCCGCCAGGCGCAGCGUUCCCACACAAGCGCGGCGAGCCCUACGGCCCCAUGCUCGUAUAUUUCCGCUGGGAGAAUGAGGCCGAUGACGACUUCUGGCUCACGAAGCUGAAGGACACGCUCGACCGCAUCCGAGUCGUGGCAAAGGACCUGGGCCUGACGCCGAGGAAGCCAGCAUACUACAACAACCUGUCGCUGGAGACGGUGCCGGCCCACAAGAUCUAUCGAGAUAACAUGGAGUGGUUGAAGAGGGUGAAGGCGAAGUACGAUCCUACUGACGUCAUGGGUCGGUGUGGUGGCCACAAGAUUCCUCUUCCUGAGCGGUCCAACUCAGGGCGGUGCGGCGAGGAGGAUGACAGUGAUUAGUGUAAAGCUCUGCCAUCCCUCCAUUUUUAAGACUCUCGUGCACAAUUCCCGAUGCCUACUUAUGUCUAUGCGCGCCACCAUCUCGGAUUGAGAAAUGUCGUAGAAUAUAUUUCAUG